AUGCCUCCUGCGCCCUCCCUAGGCGGUCGUAACCGUGCUCCGGUUGCUGCCGCUGCGGGAGGAGCGAAGUCCCCUGCCGCACAAAGGGCGAGGGCAACGGCAGGCAAGCCCAAGCCGUCGAAGGCAAAGGAGGGCCACACAGCCAUCGUGAACGCGACCGACGACACUUCCUCGGCAGCCUCUAAGCACGGGAAGACCGCUGCUGGCAGUCGUGGGCGAGUUUUCACCGAAGGCGGAGGCGUGGCCGCAUCCGACAAGACCUCCAGUUUGGAUGCUGGCGAGGUGGAGGAGCUGGUUCGCCGCCUAGCCGCUGCUGGAUUGAAUGUCACGGUACAGCCUCUUGAUGCGGUCCAAGAGGUGUCAGCCAAUGCCAACAGCGGCAUCAAGACCAACGCGUCCAGAGUCAACGCGCCCGGAGCCAACGACGGUCCGAUCGAGGACGACGUCGAGAUGGGGGCCCCGGACCAGCCCGGCGCAUCGCGCAUCCAUCACUCGAUGACGGCAGAGUCAUCCGACGACGAGUCGGAUGAGGAGAUGACGCUCCUCCGCCCUGGGACCAAUGUCAGCUCUAUGCUCAAUGCCAACGAGGACAAAGCUGGUGAGGGCGAGGAUGUCGAGAUGGGUGGGGAUGUGCAGCUCGUUGCUCGCCCGGAUGGAACUGCGGGCAACGACUACUCCAUUCAAGAGGAGAUGGGUCUCGCGGGGGUCAAAGGCUCGAAGAAACAUCAGACUUACCUGUCCAUCGUGCGGCGCAUCCGGGACUACGUCAUCGCAGCACAGCUCAACGUUGAGAAGGAGUGGCGCCAAAUCGCGCCGGAGGACAAGGGAAAGCUCUAUCGUGUGGCUCGCACGGACAUCCCUUUUCUCCAGCGCUUCGUCAACGAUUGGGCCACGGAGGAGAUUGCGAAGCGGUACCUCAAGAACAAGCGUCAGCAUCUUUACCGUACCGGAGAGCUCGCGCGACCUACCAAGUACGCCCACCUGAAGGCCAACGCCGCUAAACGUGACCGUGACGGAUCGCGUCGCAAAAAGGCGCUCGUCAAUGCGGAGGCGGCGAAGCGGGCAAAGACCAAGAAGGCGGCGACCGCGGCAAAGAAGGCGCGCAAGGUCAGCAAGAGUCGCGCUCCCCCCGAGAGUGCCAUGGAUGUCGAGGAAGAGGCCUGA
Messenger RNA from Schizophyllum commune H4-8, 1164 nucleotides. RefSeq lists its product as uncharacterized. The transcript has 4 exons. NCBI's taxonomy places the organism in Eukaryota, Fungi, Basidiomycota, Agaricomycetes, Agaricales, Schizophyllaceae. Bases 1 to 1164 code for a protein of 387 amino acids. The record is from RefSeq and is a predicted model, not a curated record.